AUGACGUUGGACAAGCAAUUGCACAAUGCGCGCAUUGUGUCGAGUGUCGCAGCCACGGUCAUUUCGCUGGCCUGUGGUACCAAUUAUGUAUACUCGGCAUGGGCGCCUCAAUUUGCCGACCGAUUGCUCCUUUCCGCGACCGAAUCCAACCUGGUAGGACUCUUUGGCAACCUGGGCAUGUAUUCAAUGGGCGUGCCUGUUGGUAUGCUAGUUGACAAUAAAGGGCCUCGACCCGCUGUUAUAAGCGGCUCUAUACUGCUUGGAGUAGGAUACUGGCCUCUACACUCGGCAUAUAAUGCUGGACAUGGCUCAGUGCCCUUGAUGUGCUUCUUCUCGUACCUGACGGGUCUCGGAGGCUGCCUGGCAUUUGCAGCUGCAGUCAAGACUUCCGCGCUGAAUUGGCCGCACCAUCGCGGAUCUGCCACAGCCUUUCCAAUGGCGGCUUUUGGCCUCAGCGCAUUCUUCUUUGCUUUGGUCGGUUCCAUCUUCUUCCCAGGAGAUCCAGGCCGCUUUUUGGAAUUGCUCGCUGCUGGUACUUUUGGUCUUACUUUUGUUGGCUUCUUCUUUUUGCGUGUUUAUCCGCAUGGUCACUAUCACACAGUCCCUCAUGCAGAGGAGAACUUGUCAGAUUCACAACAGCUGCACAGGUCAAUUUCGCACGACUCUAGAAAGUCCCACGCUGGUCGCGGGCAGCUUGUCGAGCCCGGUAUGUCUUCUGAUGAUAGCACCAUCCCAGAGACCGAUGCGCCAGAGUCGAGCGGCAAGCCCGGAAGUUCGGACAGCCGUGUCGCUGAUGUCGAGGUCGCCGGCCACUCAAAACGUCUACCAGCCGAAGUCGAGGAAGUCGCCGAGGCAGAUGAGACCUCUUCACUCAUGUCUCGUUCUACUUCGGCCUCUUCGUUACCAGGCGACCUGCUUCUUCAGAACAGUGUUGACCUGGAUCGUUCUCAUCGUGUAGAUAUCAGAGGUUGGGCUCUAUUGAGGAACCUCGAGUUCUGGCAAUUGUUCUCCAUUAUGGGCAUAUUGUCGGGUAUUGGUCUCAUGACUAUCAACAACAUCGGUAAUGAUGCAACUGCUCUUUGGAAACACUGGGACGACUCAAUAGACGACAAGACACUUGUUCUUCGACAACAGCUGCAUGUUUCUAUUCUAUCAAUAGGAAGUUUCACCGGAAGGCUACUGAGUGGCACUGGCUCCGACUUUUUGGUCAAGGUUUUGCACGCAAGUCGAGUAUGGUGCCUCGUGCUUGCUGCGGGGAUUUUCUCAGUUGCACAAAUAUUUGCCUUGAAUGUUGAAAACCCUCAUCUGCUAGGAUUCGUUUCUGGAUUCAGCGGUCUCGGCUACGGUUUUCUAUUCGGAGUGUUCCCGUCGAUCGUGGCCGAAUCAUUCGGUAUCCAUGCACUCAGUCAAAACUGGGGUUAUAUGACAUUAUCACCGGUUAUUAGCAGUAAUAUCUUCAAUCUGUUUUACGGCUGGGUGUUCGAUGCUCAUUCCAUUGUCGAGCCCGAUGGCAGUCGAGAUUGUACAGAGGGCUUGUCAUGCUACAGGGCUGCGUAUCUGGUCACAAUUUGUGCCUGUGCGUUGGGAGUAGUUGUGACCUUGGCUGUAAUUUGGGUCCAAAAGCAGGCCAGGCUCAAGGAAGCCAGCAAAGCCCGCCAGGAAGACUGA
Molecule: messenger RNA, 1668 nt
Organism: Pestalotiopsis fici W106-1
Lineage: Eukaryota; Fungi; Ascomycota; Sordariomycetes; Amphisphaeriales; Sporocadaceae
Exons: 6
Coding region: 1-1668 (555 amino acids)
Biological process (GO): transmembrane transport
Cellular component (GO): membrane
Molecular function (GO): transmembrane transporter activity
Source: RefSeq, a predicted model, not a curated record